Molecule: messenger RNA, 276 nt
Organism: Scutellospora calospora
Lineage: Eukaryota; Fungi; Glomeromycota; Glomeromycetes; Diversisporales; Gigasporaceae
Source: the annotation of a GenBank genome assembly
CCAGAACCUAGUUCAGAUAAUCCCUAUGUCCAAGCUCAGACUGAACAGGAAUUGCAACUCUCAGCAACUAAGGAGAAAAUCUCUAUUCCACCAACAAAGAUGGCUAACGAAAAAAGAAAUUUUCCAAACCAAGAUUAUACCACAGAGAAAAUAGAGGACAACAAAAAAUCUAAUACACAGAAAAACAAAAAAAGGAAGAAUAAGAAAGGAACACAUGAGAAUGAUAUAGUGAUGACAGAGGCAACUACCUCUGGACAAGGCUUCUCUUCUCAUUAG